Molecule: messenger RNA, 609 nt
Organism: Auxenochlorella protothecoides
Lineage: Eukaryota; Viridiplantae; Chlorophyta; Trebouxiophyceae; Chlorellales; Chlorellaceae
Product: Protein YOP1
Exons: 4
Coding region: 1-609 (202 amino acids)
Source: RefSeq, a predicted model, not a curated record
AUGGUCUUCAGGCUCCUCUUGAAGCUCUUCCCCACUCCGGGGAAGAUCAUCGCCCUCGCAACCUUCAUCAUUGGCAUGGUAUACCCCACCUACAAUUCCUUCCUGGCCAUCGAGUCCCCCAAUGAUGCUGACGACAAGCAGUGGCUGACAUACUGGGUGGUGGUCUGCACCCUGCAGCUGAUUGAGAGGCCCCUCUAUGUCGUUCUCUACUGGGUGCCGCUGUACAAUAUCUUCAGGCUGGUGCUCGUCGCAUGGCUGUCCCACCCACAGUUCAAGGGCGCAACCCUCGUGUACGAUAUCGUCGUGCGCCCCGUCAUCAUCGCGGCAGCGAGCAAGGCGAAGGAGCUGCCCGCCCUCACCCCCUUUGCCGAGAAGUUCCUGCUGUCAGAGGUACAGGCGGGCCAGGACAAGAAGACCAAGGCAACCAGCACCAAGAGCUCCUCGGCACUCAAGGCCGCACCUCCCGCGGCCGCGCUCCCCUCCGCCCCCCGGCUCUUCAACGACGCGCCCGCCGUGGUGGACCAGGCCGCGCCACCCCUGAGUGAGCCCGCUUUCCUGCCUGCCGACAUCGUGGAGGGUUCGCUGGCCGCCAAGCCCCACUUCCAGUGA